CCUCUCUCUCCAGACAUCCUUCAAACAACACCAUUUGCGGUAGUCUGGGCAGAUAGUCUCGGCUCAUACCAUUUGCUCCCAGUUGUAUUUGAUAGUGAUAGCAAUGGCCUCCACCAACAGCUGGACCCUCGAGUUGGAGUCGCAGGUAUCUGCGCCGCGCAAGUUCCGCGCCACCGUCAUGGACUGGCACACUCUGGCACCCAAACUUGCCCCGCACAUCGUCGACAACGCCCACCAUGUUGAGGGAGAUGGUGGCAUAGGCAGCGUCAGGCACUACAAUUGCGCCUCAGCCAUGCCCUUCAAGGUCAUGAGGAAGAAGGUUGAGUUCCUUGAUGUGGACAAGUGUGAGUGCAAAUACACCAUCGAGUGUGACGGCAUUGAGACUGCCACGUGGGACAUCAAGAUGGAGCCAACGGCCAGCGGUGGGAGUGUGGCCAAGGUGGAAUGCAUAUACAAGCAGCAGCCGAGUGAGGAGGGUAACGACAUGAUGCUCAAGGCCAAGGACUCUGCUGCCGAGAUGUUCAAGAUUGUUGAGGCCUAUCUCCUCGCCAAUUCGGAUGCAUACAACUAAGUCAGCAAAGAGCGAUCAUACAUAAUAGUGGUGAUUUCUCCCGAUGAAUAAAAAUGUUCCAACCUCCAAGUGGUAUGCCAGAUCAAGUUGGGUGUGGAUUUAUGAAGUUAAAAAUAUUACGUGUAUUUCUAAACAUUAAGUGGUUUUUAAAAAAUUUGAGUGUGGGUUUGUUUGAAGCUGUUGUUGCUUGCAUAUGUAUCUUCCUCAUGGUUCUGCAGAAGAAUAAAAUAAAGUAUUAAGCGUGGGUUUGUUUGAA
Lolium perenne is the source of this 827-nucleotide messenger RNA. RefSeq names its product pathogenesis-related protein 1. Gene Ontology annotation, biological process: defense response; abscisic acid-activated signaling pathway. Gene Ontology annotation, molecular function: protein phosphatase inhibitor activity; abscisic acid binding; signaling receptor activity. The record is from RefSeq and is a predicted model, not a curated record. Gene Ontology annotation, cellular component: nucleus; cytoplasm. Lineage: Eukaryota; Viridiplantae; Streptophyta; Magnoliopsida; Poales; Poaceae.